CCUCGACGCCGCCGGCGCCGACGGCCCCGCGCCGGGCGCCGCCGCGGGCGACGGUUCCGGCGCCGCUGGAGGCGACUGCGAAGCUGAAAGCGGCGGCGGCGUGGGGCCCGCGCCCGAGAUCCCCUUUUCGCUGGUCCUCGCGGACUUUGGGGAGUCGGUUGUCUACGGCGCCUGCGCCGACGGCGGCGGCGGCGCUCCCGCCUUCACGUCCCGCCACCGCGGCAGCGCGGCAUUCAUGAGCCCCGAGAUGCACAUGCUGGGCAGCGGCAGCCACGCGCGGGAGCACGCGGCGUACGACAGGCGGCGGCUGCGGGGCGCGGGCAAGGCGCACGACGUGUGGAGCUUGGGGUGCUGCCUGUACGAGCUGCUCGUCGGGUCCCCGCUUUUUGCAGAUGAGGCCGAGCCCGCGCUGCGCAUCGGCGCGGCCCUCGAGGCCGACGCACGGCGCCGCGCCGAGGCGCGCCGCGACGGCACCGCCCACCGCCAGGCGUCGAUCCUGCGCGACACAGACCGCGCCCGCCUGGCAGCCCUCCAGCAGCAGCAGCAGCAGCAGCAGCAGCAGCAGCAGCAGCAGCAGCAGCAGCCCGACGGCCUGGCAGGUGUCCUGCUUGAGCUGGUGGACUCCACCCUGGUGCUGGACGCGGUGCACAGGCCGGGGCUGGGGGAGGUCGCGCGGCGCGUGAGGCGCGCGCUGGAGUCGCUGCCGCAGGGCUAG
Messenger RNA from Monoraphidium neglectum, 715 nucleotides. RefSeq lists its product as hypothetical. Gene Ontology annotation, molecular function: protein kinase activity; ATP binding. The transcript has 3 exons. The annotation marks the transcript as partial. NCBI's taxonomy places the organism in Eukaryota, Viridiplantae, Chlorophyta, Chlorophyceae, Sphaeropleales, Selenastraceae. The record is from RefSeq and is a predicted model, not a curated record. Gene Ontology annotation, biological process: protein phosphorylation.